This is a messenger RNA of Zingiber officinale, 759 nucleotides long. RefSeq names its product two-component system protein A-like. Gene Ontology annotation, biological process: phosphorelay signal transduction system. The record is from RefSeq and is a predicted model, not a curated record. NCBI's taxonomy places the organism in Eukaryota, Viridiplantae, Streptophyta, Magnoliopsida, Zingiberales, Zingiberaceae. Bases 1 to 759 code for a protein of 252 amino acids. The transcript is spliced from 5 exons.
AUGACGAACUUUACUUAUGAGUUCACUGAACGGUGCAAUAGUCUACUCCGCCGGGCCCCACGAGACUAUGACGGCGACAAGCAACGGCAGCAGCCGGGCACGGAUGCACCUGCGGAGGCUGCGCCUGCAUCUACAACUGCAAGUGCAUUGAUACAUGACGGGACGUUCGGAAUGAGCGUUAUCAUCAUUGCCACGCAAGUAGGAGGAGGGAUGCAUCUUCACCGGGUUACCAAAUCCGGCCACUAUCGCAGCGCACGCUACGACAUCGGGGAAGCAACGGACCCAGCCAGCUCACCAACAAAUGAUACAAGUAGUAGCCACGUUAAAUCCGCCCUGCGCAUGGUCUGCUCUUCAUCCGUGUCUAUUCGCAUGGCGAACUCGGCGGUUUCUUCCCGCGGCCGAAGAGCGCUCGUCGUCGAGGACAAUGCCAUCAUGCGGCUGGUGGUGCGUAAGCUGAUGAAGGAGCAAGGGAUAGUAUUGGAGGAGGCGGAGAACGGGAAGGUGGCGGUGGAAUCGGUCAAGGAAGGCAAGUCCUACGACCUCAUCCUCAUGGACAGGGAAAUGUCGGUCAUGGAUGGCCAUGAGGCCACAAAGCAGCUACGACUACUGGGAGUGAAAACCCCCAUCGUGGCUCUCUCGUCGGACAGCCAGCAGUGCGAUAGGGACUUGUUUCUUAGAGCCGGCGCCGACGAAUUCGUUGAGAAGCCCCUGACAAAGGAUAAAUUGGCUGGGAUCCUUUCCAAGUACGGUCUUCAAUGA